CAUCGUCUGUGGUGAGGACACAACUAAUUAUCUGAAGGGGAUACCAUCCGCCCAACUGUCAAUUUCAGGACAGAGAUUCCCUUCAACCCACCCCCUUCUCCCCCUCUACCUAGCCCAGCCUCCCUCCUCUAUCAGUUCUGACUGUAAACACACCGACAACUUGAGGGAAACAAAGCAUCAGCCUUCUGCUCCGUCGUUUGUGAGCGAGAGGCAAUCUGUAUUCAGCUCUUCUCUGCCUGAAGCUUUCAUCUCUAUCCCUCUCUUAUCCUCCUUUGAUUUGACCUAGCCCCCCGACAUUUGGGUUCUGCUCUGGCUCACCUUCAUUUACGCACAGGGGAUGAAGCACUCACUUUCUCAGCUGUCUGCAGUGUUGGCCUGAUCCUCCUUUGCACAGGGAAAUGCAGGUGCAGAUCUGAAGGAGCAACUGUCAGACACCAUGGAACCCAUCAGCCACCAAGGCACGCCACGUCUCUCCUGGAUAGAUACCCUCUACAGCAAUUUUAACUACGGGACGGAUGGAUAUGAUGCCGAAGGCAAUGAGGAACACAAAAUCUCACGUGAAGGCUCUGAAACGAUGCCCUACAUUGACGAGUCACCCACCAUGUCUCCUCAGCUCAGUGCCAGGAGCCAGGAUAGUGUUGAUGGGGUCUCACCAACUCCAACAGAGGUGCUUCUGCCUGGGGGGGAAAGUGAGUCGGACAAGGGCCUGUUGAUGAGACAACUUGUCCUGUCGGGGGUUCUGGCAAGUGAAGAAAUUUAUAUAAACCAACUGGAAGCUCUACUGCUGCCAAUGAAGCCUCUGAAGGCCACGGCCAGCACUUCCCAGCCUGUGCUAACCUUGCAGCAAAUAAAUGAUAUUUUUUACAAGAUUGAAGACAUCUAUCAGAUGCACAAGGAUUUCUAUGACAAACUAUGUCCCAUUGUGCAGCAGUUUGACAACACGACAACUGUAGGACACCUCUUCCAGAAGCUGGCCAGUCAGCUGGGGGUGUACAAGGCCUUUGUGGAUAAUUACAAAUUUGCUUUGGAGACGGCAGAGAAAUGCGGCCAGUCCAACAUCCAUUUCUUUAAAAUCUCCGAGGAUCUGAAAGUGAAAGGGCCCAAGGAGUCAAAGGAACAGCCUCGGUCUGUUACCAUGGAAGCAUUGCUGUACAAACCCAUAGAUCGUGUGACACGGAGCACUUUGGUACUGCAUGACCUCCUGAAGCACACACCUACUGAUCACCCUGACUAUCCCCUGCUGCAAGAUGCCCUCCGUAUCUCUCAGAACUUCUUGUCCAACAUCAACGAAGAUAUUGACCCGAGACGGACUGCAGUCACUACACCAAAGGGAGAUCCUCGACAGCUGUUAAAGGAUGGAUUUUUGGUUGAACUCUCGGAAAAUUCCCGGAAGCUGCGGCAUCUUUUCCUGUUUACAGACCUCCUCCUGUGUGCCAAGCUUAAGAAAACCACUGUGGGGAAGCACCAGCAGUAUGACUGUAAAUGGUACAUCCCACUUGCUGACCUUGUCUUUCCUUCCCCGGAGGAGUCUGAGCCCAUCCCUCAGCUCCAUGCCACUCCAGAUCAUGAGAUUGAAGAAAUGAAGGCAAAGAUCUCUGUUCUAAAGAGCGAGAUUCAAAAAGAGAAGAAGUCCAAUAAAGGCUCCAGUCGUGCAACGGAGAGAUUAAAGAAGAAAAUGUUCGAAUAUGAGUCCUGGCUGCUCCUCUAUUCCCCUACCAUUCCCUUCCGAAUACAUAACAAAAAUGGCAAGAGCUAUUUCUUUCUAUUGUCCUCUGAUUACGAGAGAUCAGAAUGGAGAGAGGCCAUCCAGAAGUUACAGAAGAAAGAUCUUCAGGCCCUUGCACUCAGCCCCUUUGAGCUCCAGAUGCUCACUGCGUCCUGCUUUAAACUCCGAACUGUUCACAACGUUCCCAUCAUCAGCCAUAAGGAUGAUGAUGAAUCUCCAGGCUUAUAUGGCUUCUUGCACAUAAUCAUUAAAUCUGCCAAAGGAUUUACUCACUCUUCCAAUCUCUAUUGCACACUGGAAAUGGAUUCAUUUGGUUACUUUGUCAGCAAAGCCAAAACCAGGGUAUUCCGGGAUACUACUGAGCCUGAGUGGAAUGAGGAGUUUGAAAUUGAACUGGAAGGAUCUCAGUGUCUAAGAAUUCUCUGUUAUGAGAAAUGCUUUGAUAAAAGCAAACUAAACAAGGACAACAAUGAAAUUGUAGACAAAAUCAUGGGCAAAGGACAGAUCCAGUUGGAUCCUCAGGUGGUGCAAAGUAAGAACUGGCACGAUGAUGUCAUUGAGAUGAAUGGGAUUAAAGUGGAGUUUUCCAUGAAAUUUAGCAGUCGGGACAUGAGUUUGAAAAGGACGCCUUCCAAAAAACAGACUGGUGUAUUCGGGGUUAAAAUAAGUGUCGUAACGAAGCGCGAGCGAUCUAAGGUGCCGUAUAUUGUACGUCAGUGUAUAGAGGAGGUGGAAAAACGUGGAAUUGAGGAGGUCGGGAUUUAUAGAAUAUCUGGAGUGGCCACUGACAUUCAAACGCUAAAAGCUGCAUUUGACGCAAACAGCAAAGACAUCCUCAUGAUGCUGAGCGAUAUGGACAUUAAUGCAAUUGCUGGAACAUUAAAGCUGUACUUCCGUGAGCUGCCGGAGCCUCUCCUUACUGACAGGCUGUACCUCGCUUUCAUAGAGGGGAUGGCUCUGUCCGAUCCUGCUGCCAAGGAGAACUGUAUGAUGCACCUUCUACGCUCUCUCCCCGACCCCAACCUGAUGACGUUCCUCUUCCUGCUUCACCACUUGAAAAAGGUUGCAGAAAACGAACCCGUUAACAAAAUGUCACUCCAUAAUUUGGCGACGGUGUUCGGACCGACGUUGCUGAGGCCCUCGGAAGUAGAGAGUAAAGGCCAUACAAAUCUGGCUUCCGAUAUCUGGUCACACGACGUCAUGGCACAGGUCCAGGUUCUGCUCUACUACCUGCAGCACCCACCAAUCAGCUUUGCUGACUUAAAGCGCAGCACGUUGUACUACUCGACGGAUGUGUGAGGGCCAUAACCAGAAGAAGAAACAGGACGGCCCUGCUCCCCUAUGUAAAUUGUGCAAGAGACAUUCCAAGGACGGAGAUGGAAAUAGGAUGCCGUAAAUAAAAAAAUUAAAAAAUGGAAAACCCCACUCCCCGGGAGCACCCUGCAACUUGCUCGUUUUUGAAUUCUUUUGUACAGAGAUAGAAAAUGGAAGCGGAUUAAGACUCGGAACCAGCGACUGUGCUCCCCAUGCAACUAGCUGUAUUUUGUAUAUCGGUGUUCAGGCAAUAUUUUAUGUAGAGAAAAAUGGAGUCAUGGGUGAGCUCAGCUGUAGGAGCCUGCGUUUCUCAUCCACUUUUUUUCCUCUACGUGACGUGUUUGGGAUUUUGUUAAAAGCCGCACGAUGGGGGUCUUAGAAACUACCGAGUUGAGGAGAGACCUCUGCAGGAAGGGUGUCUUCUGCUCCUUUACUUUUGGGGGGACUGUUAAAGGCAACAUAUGGAGAAGGGCUCAUCAUCAUCAUCAUCAUCAUCAUCAACUCUUGCAGAAAGAGAACAGAUACUCCGAGCAUGACCGGUCACAGUUCACCUUUAGGAGUCUCAAGGAAUGCAAGAGGGCCAUCAGUCCAUAUAUUUUUUUAAUAUAAAUUGUUUCCCAGUG
Molecule: messenger RNA, 3663 nt
Organism: Xenopus laevis (African clawed frog)
Lineage: Eukaryota; Metazoa; Chordata; Amphibia; Anura; Pipidae
Gene: abr.S
Product: ABR, RhoGEF and GTPase activating protein S homeolog
Exons: 23
Coding region: 437-3025 (862 amino acids)
Biological process (GO): signal transduction; intracellular signal transduction
Cellular component (GO): dendritic spine; membrane; axon
Molecular function (GO): GTPase activator activity; protein serine/threonine kinase activity; guanyl-nucleotide exchange factor activity
Source: RefSeq, a predicted model, not a curated record